Molecule: messenger RNA, 1725 nt
Organism: Akanthomyces muscarius
Lineage: Eukaryota; Fungi; Ascomycota; Sordariomycetes; Hypocreales; Cordycipitaceae
Exons: 5
Coding region: 1-1725 (574 amino acids)
Cellular component (GO): nucleus
Molecular function (GO): poly(A) RNA polymerase activity; RNA binding
Source: RefSeq, a predicted model, not a curated record
AUGAGCGGCGAGCAGGUUUACGGCGUCACCCCGCCGAUUUCGGUGUCGCUGCCAACAGAGAAUGAGAAGCGGGUUAGCGAAUCGUUGAUCGAGGAACUUCGUCGUCAAAAAACGUUUGAGUCGCCUUCCGAUACGCAAAAGAGACAUACCGUUCUCGAGUCGAUCCAGAAAAUUACAGACGAAUUCGUCAAGAAAGUCGCCCGCGAAAAGGAACCAAAAAACGACAUUCUCAUCAAAAAUGCGCGAGGCAAGGUCUUUACCUACGGUAGUUUCCGCCUCGGCGUCUUCGGUCCUGGCUCCGAUAUUGAUACCCUGAUUGUUGCUCCGAAAUACGUCACGCGAGAAGAUUAUUUCAAAUAUUUUCCGGAUCUCCUGGCCGAGAUGGCGCCGAAAGACUCCAUUACCGAUCUCUCGGCCGUCACUGAUGCAUUCGUGCCCAUCAUCAAGUUUGAGUACUCUGGCAUCAGCAUUGAUUUGAUCUUUUCUCGCAUCAUUCAGAAGCAGCUUGCUCCCGAUUUCCAGGAUCUCAAAGACUCUGGCCUUUUGCGCGGUCUCGAUGAAGCGGAGCUUCGUUCUCUCAACGGCACCCGAGUUACGGACGAAAUUCUCUCUCUGGUUCCAGAGCAAAGCACAUUCAGGCUAGCCCUUAGAGCUGUCAAGCUUUGGGCACAGCGUCGAGCAGUAUACGGAAAUAUCAUGGGUUUCCCAGGUGGUGUUGCGUGGGCUAUGCUCGUUGCCAGAGUGUGUCAGCUUUACCCCAAGGCGGCCACGUCCGUCAUCGUCAACAAGUUUUUCUUGGUCAUGAGCCAGUGGCGAUGGCCCCAGCCAGUCCUACUCAAGCCCAUCGAGAAUGGCCCUCUUCCAGUCAGAGUAUGGAACCCCAAGGUAUACAAGGGUGAUUCCUUUCACUUGAUGCCCAUCAUCACCCCGGCUUACCCGUCCAUGUGCGCCACCUUCAACAUCACUCGAUCUUCGAUGACGAUUAUCAAGCGAGAGCUCCAGCGGGGACUCGAGAUCACAGAGCAGGUGAUGGUAGGAAAGCAACCUUGGAGCGACUUGUUCGUCAAACACACCUUCUUCACUACGGAUUACAAGUACUACAUCUCGGUAGUCUCGGCCAGCAAAGCAAAGGAGGCGCACAAAACCUGGUCAGGGUAUAUCGAGUCCAAGGUCCGCAUGCUCGUUCAGAAGCUUGAGCAGCAUCCACACAUUGCUCUUGCGCACCCUUUUGUCAAGGGUUACUCGAGGAGACACAUCUGCAAGGAUGAAAAGGAAAUCGGGCAAGUGCAAGAAGGCGCCCUCGAUUAUGUGGUCGCUGAUGACGUUAAGCUGGAUCCGAGGUCUAGCGAAAUCAAUGGCGAGUCAACUCAGCUUGCGGAGGGCGAAGCGGAGAAACAGAUGCCGUCCGAGGUCUACACCACGACUCAUUACAUUGGCCUUGAGCUAGAAGAAGGCGCCAAAGCUCUUGACCUGUCAUACCAAGUCGACGAAUUUAAGGUAUUAUGUACUACAUGGCAGAGGUACCAAGACGAACUGAAGCCGUUGGUGUCAAUUGGAGUCCAGCAUGUUCGCAACUUCAACCUUCCGAGCGAUGUCUUUGAGGCGGAUGAAAAGAAGCCCCAGAAGAAGUCCUCCAAGGGCGCAAACGGGAAGAAACGCGGCGCCGCCGAGGACAACCAACCACCUGCGAAGCGACAGCAGGCCUCCGUUGCGGCCGCUGGUUAA